GUAACCAAGACUCUCACAACAUCGGGCUUAUGGUGAACGAAGCCGCGUUUGCUAGUUAGCGCUAAUUCUAUUGUUAUUACAUUUGUGUCUUCGCCCACAGUGAAAACAUGUCAGAUACGGAGACAAAACCAUCCAGCCAAGACGGUGGGGAUAAGAAGGAUGGAGAGUACAUCAAGUUGAAAGUGAUCGGUCAGGACAGCAGUGAAAUCCACUUUAAAGUGAAGAUGACAACACAUCUGAAAAAGUUGAAGGAGUCUUACAGCCAGAGACAGGGCGUCCCAGCAAGUACACUCAGGUUUCUGUUUGAAGGACAGAGAAUUGCAGAUAACCAAACUCCAAAAGAGUUGGGGAUGGAGGACGAGGAUGUCAUUGAGGUGUAUCAAGAACAGACAGGUGGACUUUGGAACGAUUAAACCUCCUAUCUCCUUAACCUUCUUUUUUUAUUUUGUAUUUUGCUUUUUUUAUGAAUGCAUUUUGUUCACUUUCAAACCAUCUGGAUCAAAACUGUCAGGGCUUCCAUGCAUCAGAAUGGAGAGGUGAGAAAUAGGACCAGGGCGAAUUGCAGGGACCCUCAUGCAGAUACCUUAUCUAUUAUAUAACGUAAUGAUACAACCGGGAAAUGUAAAGGAGUCUGUGUCGUUCAAGGAAGCCAAAUCCUGGGAUGUAACGUGCCAGGAAGCAUUGCACCAUGUGAACAAGUGGCAAUUUUUGAUGUACUUUAUUUUUGACAUCACAUUUCCCUUGUACAGAAUUUGAAAUCCAGCCCCAUUGUUUCCUUUAAAGGUGAUGUUAGUGCAACAGUUUGUAGGGCAGGCGGCUUAUGUUCUCCACAUUUGCGGCUACGUCCCCUAAAAUAAUUAUCAUCGGUAUUGAAAACAUUUUUAUGAUAAUGGUAACUGUGCUUGUACAUGUCGGUGUCGGUUUUAGAGCAUUUUGAGUGAUACAACCAUGUUUUUAUCUCCUGUGUGGUCGACUGCUCAUAUUGGAAGGUUUUCAUUAUGUAAAUAAAUACCCUGCUGCACCUGUUUGGACACACUUGGUUGGCAUGUGCUGCUUCUGUUGUGGCAGCUCCUUUUGUUGUUGCUGUUGGAAUCCGACUGUCCGUACUAUAAAGUUCCUUGAGAAGAUCGCCGUUAUUUUAAAUUUGAACACAUCUUCGUGCUUAGCAAAUCAAGAAUGUUUGAGAUGAUGACGCUGAAGUCAGUCUCCCAAAGUGGUGCACAUUAUUAUUAGCAAGGACUGAUUCCAGUCCCAAUACUGAUCUUACUUCUGAGGAACAUUGAUACAGAUGGUUUGAGAUUCUGCUGAUUUAGCUUUUUUCCAAAUAAAAUAUUUAUAAAUGGAA
Messenger RNA from Dunckerocampus dactyliophorus (ringed pipefish), 1345 nucleotides. It is a transcript of the gene sumo1, whose product is annotated as small ubiquitin like modifier 1. Gene Ontology annotation, cellular component: nucleus; PML body. The record is from RefSeq and is a predicted model, not a curated record. Gene Ontology annotation, biological process: protein sumoylation. Gene Ontology annotation, molecular function: protein tag activity; ubiquitin-like protein ligase binding. NCBI's taxonomy places the organism in Eukaryota, Metazoa, Chordata, Actinopteri, Syngnathiformes, Syngnathidae. The transcript has 5 exons. The coding region runs from base 108 to 413 and encodes 101 amino acids.